AUGACAACUGGGCGCAAGCAGACCAUCACAGUGAGGAAGAAGAAGAUGCAGAAGCGACUGCUUUCUGACACACUCAAGAACCUUCACAGGAAAUUUGGAUCCGGAAACUCAGACAACGUGUCAUACUGUCUUUUUUGUGCAUGUCGGCCAUUUUGGGUCGUGGCCCCUACUGAUGCUGAUCGGGCCACGUGCCAGUGUAAAACCCAUGAAAACCUCCAGUUCAUGGCUGACACCCUCUACAGCCAUGGGAUUGUCGUCUCCAAGAAUAUUGAGGAGAUGGUUGACCGCACUGUCUGUGCCACAGAAAUGAAAGCUUGCGCCUAUGGUGAUUGUGUAGAGUGCCGCCUCACCACUCACCCAACCCUGAAAUCAGCCACAGAGGAAAUUGUACAAGUUGUACAAUGGUCUACUGAAAGGACAGCGAUCUGGGCUCACCUGGAGCCUGUCCUGGAGAUGGUGAAGACCAAGUGUCCAAAGGUGGAAAGGCUUCAUUUCUACAGUGAUGGCCCAGCAACCCAGUACAAGCAAAAGGGAAACUUUUAUUUUCUCUCCACUGAGCCAUUCAGGCUUGGUUUCAAAGAACUGACCUGGAAUUUCUUUGAGGCCAGCCAUGGCAAAGGAGCUCCAGAUGGCAUCGGAGGGACAUUGAAGCGGUCAGCGGACCGAAUUGUGCGCUUGGGGGAAGAUGUUCCAGAUGCCAUCACUCUUUUCAAAAAACUCAAGAGACUGGAAUCAACAGUGGAGCUCUUCUUUGUCAGUGAAGAGGAAGUUGAAGCAAAAACAGAGGUCCCUGCUCUGACACCUAUUAAGGGCACAAUGAGGAUGCACCAGGUGAUCAGCGUCUUACCUGGGCAUAUCAAGUACAGGGACAUCAGUUGUUUCUGUCAGAGGCAGGAUGGUCCACUGGAUUGUGCCUGCUUCGACCUGAAAGUAGCUACUGUGAAUGGAGUUCCUGUGACCCCCCCAAAUCAGAAUGAAGAGAACCCAUGGCGACCAGCGGCAGUUGACAGCACACACAUUGGAGGGUGGUGCGUCAUUAAGUAUGACGAUGAUGUGUACCCUGGCAUCAUCAUGGACGUGGAGGGCGAUAGCAUUCAAGUGAAGUGCAUGCAUAGAAAUGGAGUAAACAAAUACUUCUGGCCAAGACCACGUGAAGAUGUCAGCUGGUAUGCAGAGGAACAACUUCUCUGUCUUAUACCAGAGCCAAAGGCACUCAACAAGCGCUCAGUCCAACUUGAGAAGCUUACAUGGAAGUACCUAGAAAAUAACUUUAUGUAAACUAAAAAUGUACUCGAAGUUAUGCACGAUGAUCAGAGCUCUUGGUUAAGGUGUUCAGGCUACCAAACCCAGUGGUGUUCCACAAGCCACUGGUGGUGGCAAAAAACGAGCAUGAUUAUAGUUGGCCUCAGCAAAGUGCCUCAUAAAGCCUUUGCCUACCUGUUUGAGCCCUCCAAGUUUUGGUGUUGGCCUUU
Molecule: messenger RNA, 1472 nt
Organism: Gymnodraco acuticeps
Lineage: Eukaryota; Metazoa; Chordata; Actinopteri; Perciformes; Bathydraconidae
Exons: 3
Coding region: 1-1278 (425 amino acids)
Source: RefSeq, a predicted model, not a curated record